AAGAAUGCCUUUUAAAAGACAUUUUAAACAACAUUCCCUUUGCUCAGGGAAGCAAAGAUACAUUUCUAGAGCAAUGGUUAUGGUGUCACUUGGGUUGAUGUGAGCCAUCUCGGAACUGACAGGCGUGUCCUAAGUUAAGGGUGAAACUAUCAACCCUUAAUGGUAAAUGCAUAAAAGGAGAAAUGUGCAAGUAAACAGUCAAUUCGACAUGCAAUAUUUAAACAUACCCACUCAACUAGCGAAGAGGUUCUUAGAAGCCUUAGCAGCAGUUUGGAUCUCCAUUGAGAUGAAAGCUCUCAGAGACGAGGCCUCUUGAUUUUGUCCCUGUCUGCAGAGAUUGCAGCGAUGUGUUGCUGUUGCACAUGUCACAGUGUAUCCUGUGAAGUCAAGCCUUUGAAGAAGUCGUAGCAUUAAUAUUUGAACUGCUCAGUGUCUACAGGUCCUGGAUUCUGUUAGGAUCUGCAGCAAAACAACACAAAAAGAAGCACCUUUGGAACAAAGAUGAAUAUCGGGAAAGCUUACAGUGCUGUUAACGUCAGCAAUGGAACAGAUCUAGCUAUUGGCUUUACUUCUUCCACAGUAGCUGUCCUUCUGUUUGGGACAAACUUUGUGCCUGUCAAGAAAUAUGAUACUGGUGAUGGCAUGUUCUUCCAAUGGAUUCUCUGUGCCUCCAUAUGGAUGGUUUCUUUGGUGGUCAAUUUGAUCCAGAAUUGCCCCCGGUUUUGGCCUCUGGCUAUGGUUGGAGGUUUUGUGUGGGCUACAGGCAAUGUUACGGUUGUCCCUAUUGUUAAGACUAUUGGCUUAGCUCUUGGUCUUUUGAUAUGGGCUUCUUUCAAUUUGCUGACUGGUUGGGCAAGUUCAAGGUUUGGUUGGUUUGGAAUUGACCCAGAAGAGGUAUCAAGACCAAUCUUAAAUUAUAUUGGAGCUGGACUUUCACUUAUAAGUGCUGUCAUAUUUCUUUUUAUAAAAACUGAAGUCCAGAGUUCUUCACCUUCCUUAGAAAGCACACCUUUACUGAGAGAAAGUUCUAUUAAUGCUUCUGAAGAUACCACUGAAGACUCAUGGGUGAACAAACUUUCUCCAGCAAAAAGGAGACUCAUAGGCUGUAGCCUGGCUGUAGUAGCUGGAAUACUCUACGGUUCCAGUUUUGUACCAGUACUUUACAUCAAGGACCAUGGAAGAAGAAAUGAAACUGUAUACACAGGAGCAAGUCAGUUUGAUUUAGAUUAUGUUUUUGCACACUUCAGUGGAAUAUUUCUUACAAGUACCAUCUACUUUUUGAUCUACUGUGCAGUCAGGAAAAAUAAACCUUAUGUUUAUCCCCAAGCCAUACUGCCAGGAUUUGUUUCUGGUGUGCUUUGGGCAAUAGCCAACUGCUGCUGGUUCCUGGCCAAUCACUAUCUCAGUGCUGUCGUCAGCUUUCCAAUAAUUACUGCAGGUCCUGGCCUUGUUGCUGCAAUGUGGGGAGUCCUUGUAUUUAAGGAAAUCAAGGGACUGAAAAACUAUGUGUUGCUGUCAGUGUCAUUUUGCAUCAUUUUGGCUGGAUCACUUUCCACAGCUUUUUCUAAAGUUUGAAAGGACCUUCUGGACCAGUAGAUGGUGCUAGCGUUUAGCAAAAUAGACAGUAUUGGUAGAUUACAAUACAUCAUGAUGUAUGUCCAAUAUUUACUCUAACUUACUUCAGCCAAGUGGAAAAUGAAAACAUUUGGCAUGAAACAAAAUCUGAAAAUAUUUGGUUCUGUUUUUCUUGGAACAGUAAGAAAAUCAAAGGACUUUGAUUAAUAAAGUGAAAUGAUUUUAUUGUUACUAAUUAUUAAGUUUUUGUCAUUCAAGAGCUAAACUUUGUCAUCAUAAAUUGCAGUUUGCUGUUGUGAUGGUGGAUAGUGAUUUUAAUUUUAGUCUAUAAUACUGCAAGUGUAUGCAAGCUGAUUUGUUUAUUAAAACAUUUUCUUACCAACUUAAAUAUAAGAUGUCUUGAAAUAUUCCUUAUGAAAGUGAUACACGUGAAGAUAACAAAGCUUUUCUUUUAUUUAGAA
Messenger RNA from Hirundo rustica (Barn swallow), 2036 nucleotides. RefSeq names its product transmembrane protein 144 (gene TMEM144). Lineage: Eukaryota; Metazoa; Chordata; Aves; Passeriformes; Hirundinidae. The record is from RefSeq and is a predicted model, not a curated record. The transcript is spliced from 13 exons. Gene Ontology annotation, biological process: carbohydrate transmembrane transport. Bases 502 to 1575 code for a protein of 357 amino acids. Gene Ontology annotation, molecular function: carbohydrate transmembrane transporter activity. Gene Ontology annotation, cellular component: membrane.